Molecule: messenger RNA, 1903 nt
Organism: Salvelinus sp. IW2-2015
Lineage: Eukaryota; Metazoa; Chordata; Actinopteri; Salmoniformes; Salmonidae
Product: cannabinoid receptor type 1A-like
Biological process (GO): regulation of metabolic process; adenylate cyclase-activating G protein-coupled receptor signaling pathway
Cellular component (GO): plasma membrane; cytoplasm
Molecular function (GO): cannabinoid receptor activity
Source: RefSeq, a predicted model, not a curated record
CAGACAGACACAUCGCUGUUACUAUACAGGGAUGCGAGGCUCAUUAUGACAAAUUCACUCUGCUAAAAAUAAUUAAAAACGACUUGAUACACUUUGAUUAAAGCAACUGUUGACAUCAAUAUAAUACAAUUCCUGAGAUUGGAUUAGUGGACACACUUCCUCUUGUCUUUAUGUCAUAAAUUAAAUCUGGCAAAUGGACCAAGGCAAAUUCUUUGUGCAAAGAAUAUGAAGACACGCAUCUAAUGCUACAUCCUUUACCAGUCAGCUGAGUAGCCAUGAAGUCUGCUCUGGAUGGAAUAGCUGACACCACUUUCCGAACAAUGACUACUGGUUUGCAGUAUCUUGGCUCCAACGAUGUGAGCUAUGAUGACCCAUCCAUUGAUUCUGGCUUCGCCAAGACUGGAUUCCACUUACAGAAGACUCACUCUGCCCCACUUAGUAACUCCUUCCCUGUACAAGUACCUGGGGACAAGGAGCUCAUCUAUAAUGGCAACUCCAUUUACCCGACCAACUUCUCUGAAAUGCUUGGCAAUGGGACCCGAUGGGAGGGCGGGGGUUCUCUCCAAUGCGGGGAGAACAUUGUGGACAUGGAGUGCUUCAUGAUUCUGACCCCCAGUCAGCAGUUAGUAGUAGCGGUCAUGGCACUCACCCUGGGAACCUUCACAGUGYUGGAGAACCUUAUCGUAUUGUGUGUGAUCCUCCACUCCCACAUCCUGCGCUGUCGGCCAUCAUACCACUUCAUAGGAAGCCUGGCUGUAGCCGACCUUCUGGGCAGUGUCAUAUUUGUGUACAGUUUCUUGGACUUCCAUGUUCUGCACCGGAAGGACAGCCCCAAUGUGUUUCUAUUUAAACUCAGUGGAGUUAUCGCCUCUUUCACUGCCUCUGUGGGCAGUCUCUUUCUCACGGCCAUCGACCGCUAUAUCUCUAUCCACAGGCCGAUGGCUUACAAGCGGAUCGUCACCAAGAACAAGGCUGUCAUUGCCUUCUGCAUGAUGUGGACUAUCUCCAUCGUCAUUGCGAUUCUCCCCCUACUGGGCUGGAACUGUAAGCAACUGAACUCGGUGUGCUCAGACAUUUUCCCGCUCAUCGACGAGAAGUACCUGAUGUUCUGGAUAGGGAUGACCAGUGUGCUGCUUCUGUUCAUCAUCUACGCCUACAUGUUCAUCCUGUGGAAGGCCCACCACCACACUGUGCGCAUGAUGAGCCGCAGCUCCCAGAAGAGCAUCAUUGUCUACACGGCAGACGGCACCAAGGCGCAGACCAUGCGACCUGAGCAGACCCGCAUGGACAUCCGCCUGGCCAAGACCUUGGUGCUGAUCCUGGUGGUCCUCAUCAUCUGCUGGGGCCCUGUGCUAGCCAUCAUGGUCUACGACCUCUUCUGGAAGAUGAACAACUUUAUCAAGACGGUCUUUGCCUUCUGCAGCAUGCUCUGCCUGCUCAACUCCACCGUCAACCCCGUCAUCUAUGCACUGAGGAGUAAGGACCUGCGCCGGGCCUUCCUUAACAUCUGCCGGACGUGCAGGGGAACUUCUCAACCACUGGACAACAGCGCUGAGUCCGAUUGCCAUAGCAGGAGCAUCAAAGGCACAGCCUACAAAUCCACGGCUAGCUGUGCAAACACCACUGUAAAAGUGGCCAAAGUCACCCUGUCGGUCUCCGCAGAGAUGGUCUGAGAAGCUGUCUGCUAUCAUGUGUCUGUGAAGGUAUCGACUGUGAAGAAUUAAUCUAGAAUAGACACUACCCCAAUUAGCGCUGGCCAGAAAUUUUGCCAACCGUGAACUUUAAAUUGAGCUUUGAAGUAUAUGUAGCUGUAGCAUAAGAUAAUGUUGAUUAUUAUACUGAACAAAAAUAUAAAUGCAACAUGUAAAGUGUUGGCCCCAUGUUUCAUGAGCUGAAAUAAAAA